CUCAGUCCAUGACUCGCCUCGCGGAUCGGUGGCGUCGCGCGGGUUCCCAGCUCCCGACUUCUGACCAGGGGCCAGAGGAGGAUCGCGGCCAGCAUGGCCCCCACGCUGCAACAGGCAUACCAGAGGCGCUGGUGGAUGGCCUGCACGGCUGUGGUGGAGAACCUCUUUUUCUCUGCCGUGCUCCUGGGCUGGGCCUCCCUACUGAUCAUACUGAAGACCGAGGGCUUCUAUUCCAGCUUGUGCACAGCCGAGAACGCCACCAACGUCACGCAGGCCCAGCAGCCCAGGUGGCCAAGCUGUGACCGCCAGGACGAGAUGCUCAACCUGGGCUUCACCACUGGCUCCUUCGUGCUCAGUGCCACCACCCUGCCUCUGGGCAUCCUCAUGGACCGCUUUGGUCCCCGGCCGGUGCGGCUUGUUGGCAGCGCCAGCUUCGCUGCGUCCUGCACCCUCAUGGCCCUGGCCUCGCGGGACACCACAGUUCUGUCUCCGCUGAUCUUCCUGGCGCUGUCCCUGAAUGGCUUUGGUGGCAUCUGCCUAACGUUCUCUUCACUCACACUGCCCAACAUGUUUGGGAACCUGCGCUCCACCUUCAUGGCCCUCAUGAUCGGCUCCUAUGCCUCUUCUGCCAUCACCUUCCCGGGAGUCAAGCUGAUCUACGAUGCCGGCGUGUCCUUUACCAUCAUCAUGUUCACCUGGUCUGGCCUGGCUUGCCUCAUCUUCCUGAACUGUGCCCUCAACUGGCCCAGCGAGGCCUUUCCUGCUCCCGAGGAAGCCAACUACACGAAGAAGAUCAAGCUCAGCGGGCUAGCCCUGGACCACAAGGUGACAGGAGACCGCUUCUACACCCAUGUGACCACUGUGGGCCAGCGGCUGAGCCAGAAGGCCCCCAGCUUGGAGGAGGGGGCUGACGCCUUCAUCUCGUCCCAGGAUAUACAAGGCACCUCAGAAAAUUCCCCUGAGAAGUCUGACCCCUUCCGCAAGAGCCUCUGCUCCCCCAUUUUCCUGUGGAGCCUCCUCACCAUGGGCAUGACGCAGCUGCGGGUCAUCUUCUACACGGCGGCCAUGAACAAGAUGCUGGAGUACGUCGUGCUGCACAGCCAGGAGCAUGAGACGGCUGACCUGAGACAAAAGGCAAGAGAGACAGUGGGGUUCUACUCCUCCAUUUUCGGGGCCAUGCAGCUGCUGUGCCUUCUCACCUGCCCCCUCAUCGGCUAUAUCAUGGACUGGCGGAUCAAGGACUGCGUGGACGUCCCCAAGGAGAGCGCUGCCCGUGGAGAUGCCAGGGAUGGGGUUGCCACCAAGUCGGCCAGGCCACGCUACAGCAAGAUCCAGAAGCUCACCAACGCCAUCAACGCCUUCACCCUGACCAACCUGCUGCUCGUGGGCUUCGGCAUCACCUGCCUCAUCAACAACUUGCACCUCCAGUUUGUGACCUUUCUCCUGCACACCAUAGUGCGGGGCUUCUACCACUCGGCCUGUGGAGGGCUCUACGCGGCAGUCUUCCCGUCCAGCCACUUCGGGACGAUGACAGGUCUGCAGUCCCUCAUCAGUGCCCUGUUUGCCCUGCUGUCCCAGCCGCUCUUCACCACCAUGGUGGGGCCCUUGAAAGGAGAACACUUCUGGGUGAAUUUCGGCCUCCUGCUCUUUUCACUCCUGGGAUUCCUGCUGCCUUCCUACCUCUUCUACUACCGAGCCCGGCUCCAGCGGGAGUAUUCCACCAACUGGGAGGGCCCGCUGAAGGCACUCAGCAGCUCUGAGGUGACCGCGUAGGCCUCUGAGGCCGAGGGAUGUGCGUGCCAGGCCGCUGAGGCCUGUGCUACCAGAGGGGGCGCCGCACCCGGCUUUUCUACCUGUAACAGACGCACAGAGCCAGGGCCCGUGGAUUUAUAAAUACCAAGAGAAGUUCUAUUUUUGUAGGGACUUGCUAAAAGGGAAAAAAAACUAAAAAAAAUUCCCCCAAAGCAAUGCUCCAUUGACUGAAGUCAGCCCUGAGCUAACAGGAUCAGGAGACCAAGUGCCAGGCUGUCCUUUCUCUGGGCCUUUCUCCUAGGGGGACCUGCCCCUUGGUGCUACUGGGGGGCUUUUGGGGUCAGCAAACAGGUCACCCCGAGGUUCCAGCUAUGCAAUGCCCAGAGUGCGUGUGCGUGUGUGGGUGCAUGUGUGUGCAACAGCCUUCCCCUCAGGAGGAAGGGGCUGCAGGUGCAGGCGUGGCCUGGACGGGGUGUGUGUGGGGGGAGGGUGAGCUCCUCCUAGGGGCUGGAGGGCGGGUUCCCUCCUGGUGCUGCUUCUUGCAGGUCUUAGAGAAAAUAAAAAGGGAAG
Messenger RNA from Condylura cristata (star-nosed mole), 2322 nucleotides. RefSeq names its product solute carrier family 43 (amino acid system L transporter), member 1 (gene SLC43A1). NCBI's taxonomy places the organism in Eukaryota, Metazoa, Chordata, Mammalia, Eulipotyphla, Talpidae. Gene Ontology annotation, molecular function: L-amino acid transmembrane transporter activity; neutral L-amino acid transmembrane transporter activity. The record is from RefSeq and is a predicted model, not a curated record. Gene Ontology annotation, biological process: transmembrane transport; neutral amino acid transport. The coding region runs from base 94 to 1773 and encodes 559 amino acids. The transcript has 15 exons.